Messenger RNA from Lates calcarifer (barramundi perch), 3507 nucleotides. Its product is annotated as LHFPL tetraspan subfamily member 7 protein. Gene Ontology annotation, cellular component: membrane. Lineage: Eukaryota; Metazoa; Chordata; Actinopteri; Centropomidae. The transcript has 3 exons. The record is from RefSeq and is a predicted model, not a curated record. Bases 581 to 1312 code for a protein of 243 amino acids.
UGUUUUACUGCGACGGCUACACUUUGACUGCUGCCUCAUCUCUCGCUACGCCGCUUUUUCGUGAUUUUACUUUGAAAAUCACACCCGGAAGUACUAAUGUCAACCUUUUUCAGCUUGACGUUGUCCAGACGCACUCUGUCUGAAACACAAAGUGCGCUGCUGUCCGUGUUGAGGCAGCGCAAGUGCCUUGAGAGGAGCAGAGCAGAGCGGCGGAUCCAGGACCUGUUUGUGUCUCUGCUUGUGUCUCUACACUGAACUGCUCCUCCAGCCGCGCUGCUCUGACAACUGCGCAUCCAGUUUUGGGUGUGACAAACAUCUUGUGUGUCAGAUUUGGGCAUUUCUCCAGCCUGAGUAGGAGACGCGGAUGACUUCACUUUAUUGUAUCGCCAUCACUCCUCUUUGCUGAUGUGUUUCGGAUGUUUCCUUAGAGGUUUUGUUUUUCCGGGACCAGAUGUUUGUGGGGACACACUCCACUCACACUGCUGCCGCCGCGGAUGCUCACUGAUUUUAUUUUGUGCUGAUGUAGCGCCGGGGCAGGGACUGAAGUUGAAAGUCUCGCUCUUGAAGGUGUGAGCUCCAAAUGCAUUCGCUCCUGGGCCGGGAGAAGAAAGAAGAAGAAGCCGGGUUUGGGAUCGAUCUGGGUCUGUCUCCGGGCUUUUUGCCCCACGCUGCCACCAUGUUCAGCUGUGUGGGCUGCUUCUGGGUGCUUCUCUCCUCCGCUCUGGUCGCCGUCUGCAGUUUCAGCUUCAUAUCUCCUGCCUGGAUUGUUAAGGACCAGCUGAGGAACAACCAGCACCACCAGCACCACCAGCACCACCACCACAACAAGGACUCUGUGAGCUUCGGCUUGCUGUGGCACUGCUCGGAGUCUCUGGAUCACAUGUACCGCUGCUACACCUUCGGGGGACUAGGGAAAUUCGCAGAAAUCCCCUCCAGCUCCUGGCAGACCAGUGCGGUGCUGUGUUCAGGCGGCUGUGCUCUGCUGGCUGUCAGCUCCCUGUUGGCCAUCAUCACCAUAUUCCUGCCCAGUGGAGGAUGUGAGAGGAGGAUCUGCACCCUGGCUGGAUACAUGCAGAUGGCUGCAGUGUUCAUCAUGGCUGCCGGACUGCUGGUCUACCCCUUCGGCCUAAACUCCUCACUGGUCAGGUCCUUCUGCGGGGACUCCGACAUUUACAAUGCUGGCGAGUGCCAAAUCGGCUGGGGCUACAUGCUGGCUAUCGUUGGAGUUAUGCUCACCGUCUUCUUGCCCUUUUUUGCCAAAUAUGCACCGAAGGAGCAGCUGUCCCCCACCCCUCUGCCCACGCUGUUAUAGUGCAUUGAAAUAAAGUCUUGUUUUUUCUUCCCCUCCUGACCAUGCUCUCUAACCUGAGCUUGAUGUUAUGGAGAAACACCUGCAUCCCAUUUUUUAAAGGCGGUGCCGUUUGGGAAGCCCCACUCAGUGAUAACUGAAGCUGACACUCAACAACAAACACUGUCUUCCUACAUCAUUAUGUAACUAAUUCAAAUUCAGUUAAGUUAAAUGGGAUGUUUUAUGUUAUGUUAAAACUUUGUGGUUAUAAUCAAAUAUAUUGUUAGUUUUCCAUAGUUUAUCUGUUCCUUCGUGUCAGCUCUGGAGAGCAGUCAGAAGAUGCAAAGAGCAAUGACCCCAUUUCACGCAAUUUAAGAACAUUUCCACUAACUUAACAAGUACUUGCUUAAAAUGUAAGUGUUUUUUUCCUCCCAUCCUUUCUUUGGUGGAAACAAGUCAACAUACAGUGUGUAACAUUCCAACAGACUGGUAGUUGUCUGCAUAAAGAGAGAUUAUGUGGCUGUAUGACUCGACCAAUCAAAUAACAUUUCAGUAAGAGGUUGUGAGGAACAUUUGACUCAAAGAGAGAGACACUUUCAGUGGUGGAAAUGCAACUGGGUGUUUGGACUGUACAUAUGGUCUGGAUUUAUCAGAGCUGAUGUUUGAGGUUUGAAAAUAAUAAAACUGAAAAGAGAACUCUGACACUUUGAGGGAUUUUCACUCUUCAGACUUUUUCUGCCUCCCAGUCUUGUGAUCGGGCAGUGAACCAGCAGGAGUGAAGAGGACAUUUUAACUUUGAGUGACACUGCGUUCAGUAACUGUCACAAAGACAAAGGACAGUAAACACAGCGUCGGACCUGCUGAGAGGAUGAAUGGAAAUGUCUUCUCAUAACAAAGAAGUGACUCAUGAUAAUAUGUAGUGGUUUCAGAGCAGUGUUGUCAAAUAUUUUAUGUUGGGAUACUGCAUCCCUUUGUUAACCUUUUCCCCAAAAUUGUUUGUGUAAUGUAACUUGCUUGUUGAACAUGAACAAUUUUUUUCUGUCUACAACACACAAUACUAAACACUCUAAUUCAGGAAAAAAAUGAUUGCAAAAGGCAGGGAGAUGUAGGAACAAAAAUGCAUGAUGAGAUGGGCUUUGUUAAUGGUAGAACAAAUUGAUCUAGAUUUUAAAUGUGAUCUGACCAACUCGUGCCUUUUAACAUAACCAAGACAAGUGUUUAAUACAAUUAUCAGGUUAUCAUCUUUUUCUGCUGAAAAACUGUGGAUCCUGUUGUGUGAAGUGAUUUAUUCUUUUUUCCUAAUAUAUAUAUAUAUUUUUUUCCUCUCAGUGGUAAAGUGUUUCUAGUGUACUUGAUGCAGUAUGAUCUCAUUAACCUAAAAUGUUCUGGAGGAAAAAAAAGAUGUCUUCUAAUCCUUGGAGGUAAUGGCAGAGAGAAGGAAAAAAGGAAAGCAAUGCACUUGUGUUCAAUUAUGCCCUGAGACAUUUUUGCCAAUUAUCUAGAAGAGUGAAAUCACUUGAAUUGCUAUAUUAAAAGGUUGUGACAUGCAGCUAACAGAUUCAUUCCUGGCAUCCUUGUCUUAUGUGAUUUUGAAUUUGAGUGGUGGAGGAAGGAGCUGUACAAAUUCAACUUUGCCUUUUGUUAUCUGUGCUGAGCUGACACAUUACUCACAUUAUGUGUAAAACGUGGCUUAAAAUAAUUACCUCCUCAAAUAAGCAAAUGUGUUGGUGUGUUUUUGUCGACCCACUUCUCCUUUUUAAGCGCUGGCACCAUUCCUGUCAUGUUCCAAGGACAAAAUGUCUACUUCUCCACUUACUGUCCCUGUACACUGCCAAUUUCAUAAAGCUGGGCUCCCUUUUUCUAGUGGGUGUUUAUGUGUGUAGUAGUGUUUAAUAAUGGGUUGGAGUCUACUAAUGAGUUAAACUUUAAAUAUUUCCAAAAUCUGGGUUCCCAUAAUGACAUAUCCUGACAUUUAAGAAAAUUACUGUAAUUACGUUGCCAUAUUUGAAAGAAGGUCAGGAGAGAAAUGUUGGUAUUGUGUUGGACCUCAUACUGUGCUUGAUUGUGGAAAUGACUGGCGUGACUGCACUGGACUUGUUCCCCUAUUUGUUGAACCAUUGUGUGUAAAGUCUCAGCACUGGUGAAACUGUUUUGGUAGAGUAGUUUAUUGUUUUUUUCCCAUUGUGAUGUUUGACUGUAAAUAAACUAACUGUACUUGA